This is a messenger RNA of Acanthisitta chloris (rifleman), 3160 nucleotides long. Its product is annotated as cubilin-like. NCBI's taxonomy places the organism in Eukaryota, Metazoa, Chordata, Aves, Passeriformes, Acanthisittidae. The transcript has 19 exons. The annotation marks the transcript as partial. The record is from RefSeq and is a predicted model, not a curated record.
GUUCGAGAUGGUGACAGUGAGAUGUCUUCUCUUAUUAACAAAUUCUGUCAUAAUACACUCAUGUCUCCAAUCACUUCUACCAGCAACAGCCUCUGGAUCAAAUUCAAGUCUGAUGCUUCUGUGCAAAGAGCUAGCUUCAGGGCCGUUUAUCAAGUUGCUUGUGGAGGUUCCUUGUCUGGAAGAGGCACAAUCCAUUCACCUUACUACUCCAGGAUGACCACUCACCCAAGGACCUGUGAAUGGAUCAUCUCCCAGCCAGCUGGCAAAGUGGUGAUCCUUAACUUCAUCAACUUUGACAUUCGAAAUACAACCACUUGUGACUCAGACUACAUUGAGGUCAGAGAUGGCAACAAUGGAGACUCUCCUCUUUUGGAGAAAUACUGUGGUACAGGUGUACCAUCUAGAGUGCAAUCAACACAGAACAAUCUUUAUAUCAAAUUCAGAGCUUCCUCUCUUUACAACCUUGGCUUCAGAGCUGAGUACUGGCCAUUAGAUACAGUAUGUGGAAAGACUCUCACUGGACCUUCAGGAACCAUUACAAGUCCUGGUCAUCCAGAUGUCUACCCACAUGGUAUUAACUGUACCUGGAUUAUCAACAUUCAACCUGGCCACCUGAUACGCCUGACAUUCACUUCAUUUAACUUGGUGUUUGAUUAUGGGUGCAGAAAGGAUUAUCUUGAAAUAUAUGACAACAGCACUGGGCAAAACUUGGGAAGGUUCUGUGGAAGAUCAAUUCCACCAUCUCUCACUAGUGGUGGCAACACAAUGAUGUUGUACUUCGUGACAGAUGACAGCAUUUCAUCUGAGGGUUUCUCAGCUAAUUAUAUCUCCCUGAAUGCAUCAAAAGUUUGCUCACACAACUACAGUACUGAAACUGGCACGCUAACUUCUCCAAACUACCCCAAUAACUACCCUGUCUGGACAGAAUGCAUAUACACCAUCACACUGGGAAUAAACAGACAGAUUGUGCUGCACUUCACCAACUUCACCUUGGAAGGGAAUAAACGCUGCACAGAGGAUUAUGUAGAAAUCAGAGAUGGAGGCUAUGAAACUUCUCCUCCUCUUGGAAAAUACUGUGGUACAGACCUGCCUCCUGUCAUAAUCUCUCAUGGUAACAAGCUGUGGAUAAAGUUUGUAAGUGACAUAUAUGGUACAAGAGAGGGAUUUUCAGCGGAGUGGGAUGGUACAUCAGCAGGUUGUGGUGGGACUUUGAUGACAGCUUCUGGCAUCUUCAUGUCUCCCAACUACCCUAUGCCAUAUUACCACAACUCAGAGUGCUACUGGUUGCUCAGAGGAAGCCGAGGAAGCCCAUAUGAAAUCCAGUUUGAACAGUUCCAUUUAGAGUAUCACCCGAAGUGCAACUUUGAUUACCUUGCGGUAUAUGAUGGCAACAGCAGUAAUGCUAAACAGCUAGGUAAAUUCUGCGGGAAUGAGAUACCACAACUCAGGCAUUCCAGUGGAGACAGCGUGUAUGUAAAACUAAGGACAGACAACAGUCGUCAAGGUGGAGGUUUCUUAGCCAAAUACAAACAGGUUUGCCGUGAAGUACUGACUGUUAAUCGUAGCCAUGGCAUAUUGGAAAGUUUAAAUUAUCCAAAUAACUACCCAUUAAAUGAGCACUGCAACUGGACUAUCCAAACUACCAUGGGGAACACACUCAGCUAUAGCUUCACAGCCUUUGAUGUAGAAGAUGGAUCUGACUGUAACCGUGACUUCUUGAAGCUCUAUGAUGGACCUGAUGUACAAUCUAACCUAAUAGGCACUUUCUGUGGACGGUCUCUUCCACUGGCAGGGAACACUACAGGGACCAGCCUUCAUGUGGAGUUUUAUUCUGAUGGACUGAAUGCUAGAAGUGGCUUCCAGAUGCUGUGGCAUGCUAAUGGUUGUGGAGAAGAACUGUAUGGCCCUUCUGGUUCAUUUCACAGUCCUGGCUACCCCAGCAGAUACCCAAGCAAUAGGGAAUGCAUCUGGUACAUCCACACAGCACCUGGUAGCAGCAUUCAACUCACCAUUCAGGAAUUCGACAUUGAAUACCACCCAAACUGCAGCUACGAUGUUUUGGAGGUCUAUGGUGGCCCGGAUUUCCUCUCUCCUAGGCUAGCCCAGCUGUGUGUUUCAAGAUCAGCACAGAACCCACUGCGAGUCUCUACCACUGGCAAUUCAGCCAUUGUCCGUUUCAAGACAGAUGAAGCAGUGACAGGGAAAGGUUUUAAUGCCUCCUGGCAAGAAAAUCCAGGUGGCUGUGGUGGUAUUUUCCAAGCUACCAGUGGGGAAAUCCAUUCUCCAAACUAUCCUCAACCUUAUAAUAACAACACAGAUUGUUCUUGGGUGAUCCAAGUUGACUAUAGCCACAGAGUCCUAUUGAAUUUCACGGAUUUUGACAUUGAAAAUCACCAUUCGUGUAACUAUGACUAUGUUGAAGUAUUUGAUGGUCCUAACAAUGAAGCACCACUUCUUAGAACACUCUGUGGAACACAGAAUCCUCCUCCUAUCACAUCCUCCAGGAAUCUGAUGUACGUCCGACUGCGCUCCGAUUCAACCAUCCAGCACAGGGGCUUCAGUGCUCGCUUUACUGAAGUCAACCACGUCACACUGUCAUUCACUGACUUUGACAUUGAAAAUAAUGGGCAAAACUGUACAACGGAUUUUGUGGAGAUUUUGGAUGGGAAUAACUAUGAUGCUCCUCUUCAAGGCCGUUACUGUGGCACUACUAUGCCAUAUCCUAUCACUUCUUUUGGUAAUGCCUUGGUGGUGAAAUUCAUCUCCAACAACAACAUUACUGCCAGGGGCUUCCAUGCCACCUAUGCUGCAUCAUCAUCAUCCUGCGGGGGGACUUUCCACAUGGACAGAGGAGCUUUCAACAGCCCUGGCUAUCCUGACCCAUAUCCACCCAAGAGCGAGUGUGUCUGGACAAUUCUCAGCUCCCCUGGCAACCGGCUCCAGCUGUCCUUCAUAGCAUUUCAGGUGGAAGACAGUAGUGGCUGCACCAAAGAUUAUCUGGAGAUUCGUGAAGGGAACGAAACAGGCAGACUGGCAGGACGAUUCUGUGGGAACUCUUUGCCUUCAAAUUAUACAUCCACUGUUGGACAUGUCCUGUGGGUCAAAUUUGUCUCGGACAGUUCAGGCACUGAUGUUGGCUUCAGGGCCACGUUCUCUCACU